This is a messenger RNA of Diachasma alloeum, 4414 nucleotides long. RefSeq names its product nidogen-2 (gene Ndg). Gene Ontology annotation, biological process: cell-matrix adhesion. The coding region runs from base 80 to 4150 and encodes 1356 amino acids. The transcript has 20 exons. NCBI's taxonomy places the organism in Eukaryota, Metazoa, Arthropoda, Insecta, Hymenoptera, Braconidae. The record is from RefSeq and is a predicted model, not a curated record. Gene Ontology annotation, molecular function: calcium ion binding.
AGUGUGCUUCUCCGGGCGAGUUCGAGACAAGUUCAAAGCGUCAAUAAGAUAGUGUAAUUCCCCUGCAUUUGCCACGAGGAUGGCGACCCAAGCCCUCUUAUUACUAGCAUUCCUCAUUUUUCCAUCGGCCCUUGGUCUCAGCAAGGACGGCCUCUACCCCUACACAGGUGGAGGCGCGGAAACCCUCCAGGUCGAUCAAAACGGCCAAUUAACGUCCGCCGAAGUUCAACUGAAGACACCAAUCAAUUUCUAUGACAAAGUUUACAACAGUAUUUUCGUAAACGGAAAUGGUGUCCUGUCAUUCAUUCGAUCGAUGCAGAGAUUCUUCAACAUAGCUUUUCCACUGGAUGAUCCGGUGAUUGCUCCCCUGUACACUCACGUGGACACCCGAGCUUCCGGUACAAUAUACCACAGUGAAACAGAUAACCCAGAGGUUCUCUCACGUGUCGGCGGUAUGGUCCGCAGUGCCUUCAAGAAUACCGAGAAUUUCGAGCCAACCCAUGUGUUCCUGGCGACGUGGCUCGACGUGGGGUAUUACAACGAGAAGAGCGAUAAAGUCAAUACCUAUCAAGUGGUGAUAUCAUCGAAUGGCACGCAUUCGUACAUUGAACUUUUAUACCCGAAUGGCGGUAUCCAGUGGAUUCAGGGUGAAUCUCAUCCAAAUGGAUUGCCAGAUGCCAAAGCACAGGCUGGAUUCAUGAGUGAGGGGAGAAUGUACACGCUGAAAGGAUCGGGAACCGAUCAAAUUCAAAAUAUCGAUAAAUGGUCCAACGUCAACAGACCCGGCCAAUGGGUCUUCCAAAUAGGGCCAGUCCCCGAGGGACAGAACAUCAAACCCCCCAACAAUAUCGACAUGGUUAACAAAAUGUUUCCAGACUCCAACAUUCAAAUGGACCAGACCUGCAUGACCGGUGCGACGACAUGCCACAGUAAAGCGACAUGCAUUGAUUACGAGUACGGCUUCUGCUGCAGUUGUAAGCCAGGAUUUUUCGGCAACGGAAAGUCCUGCCAGCCGAAUGAUUUGCCACUCCGAGUAAUUGGCAAAGUCUCGGGUCGAAUAAAUGGUGAAGACUUGCCGUCGCGCGAUCUGCAGUGUUACGUGCAGACGAAGGACGGACGUACCUAUACAGCGCUCUCACGUAUCCCGGAGAGUGUGGGUCAGGACUUUCAAUUGCUAGGGACUCUGGGUGGUGUAAUUGGGUGGCUAUUUGCUAAGCCAAUGGGAGAGAUAAAAAAUGGCUACCAACUCACAGGUGGCCUAUUCAAUCACACAGCCGAGCUGGUGUACGACUCAACGGGAAGUAGAAUAACAAUAAAAAGUAUUUACCUGGGUCUUGACGUUUUCGGCCAAUUGAAGAUGGAGGCUGACAUUCAGGGCACGCUGCCAAGACUUCCACCGGACUCCAGGGUGGACUACGGUGAUUACGAGGAAGUUUACACAUCGAAUAGAAGAGGAGCACUUAGAUCCCACAGCAGCCGGAAGUACAAGCUCAGCGGAAAUCCUACCGAGUACCCGUUCACAGUGGACCAGACCAUAACUUACCAGGAUUGUACCCACGUUAAACCCAGUGGAGACAAUACAACUAAGUUGAAAUUCUCCCGUGGACUCACUACUUACGAGGCACGUGAAGGCAUCAUUCGGUUUGCCAUGAAUACAAAGAUGACACCGUUGGAGGAGGAGGAUCCUUGCAUUCAGGGGAGGGAGACUUGCGGGGAGCACAGCUCGUGUGUUGUUGAUGGCGAUGAUUUCAGAUGUAUUUGUAAUACUGGUUACCAACAACUUUACGAGGAAGACGGAACUGCGAAUUGCGUGGAUAUCAACGAGUGCACAGCUGGGUAUCACUUGUGCUCGCCCGACGCGCAAUGCAUUAACAACGAGGGCAGUCAUACCUGCCAGUGUAAACCAGGAUUCUCCGGGGACGGAAGAAUCUGCGAAAGGCUCGGUAGCUGCGACGAUACCCGCUGUGGGGAAUACGAGGAAUGCAGGAUGAUAAAUGAACAGCCGGUCUGCUCAUGCGUCCCUGGAUUCGUGAAGAGCGAUCAGGGUUGUUUCCCGGCCGAAGACCCCUGCAAUUUGGCGAACAACUGUUCACCCCAGGGCGAGUGUACCUACGACCACCAAAAGCAGUCGCACGUCUGCCUCUGUCUCCCCGGAUUUGUCGGUGACGGGUACAACUGUUACGCCGAGCAAAGCCCAGAGCCGAACUGUGCGAACGGGGUCUGCUGGUGUCCGCCGGAAUGGGAAGUGCGUGACAACGCGUGUGUCAGAUCGCAGAGCCAGAAUUUAGGGUCCAGCACGAGUGGACCCCAUCGAGACCUAUCAGCGCAACCGCAGCCGGAAUGUUAUAAGGAUAGUUGUAUUUGUCCGUGGGGCUAUGACUAUGAGGCCAAGGAUGAUGUGUGUGUACCGCAGCCUGGAUACAAGCAUGACACGAUGGGGCCCACUGGAGCCCAAUUGUCUUGCAACGUGGUUAACACGUGUCACCCGUACGCGCAAUGCGUAUUCAUCGCCAGUACCGAGGAUUACGAGUGUCAGUGCAACGAAGGUUACGAAGGUGACGGAAUUGAAUGCAUCAAGGCAGAUGUAUCCUGUGUGGAAGUUGACAUUUGCGAUCCGAAUGCAUCGUGCAGACCCGACGAACCGAUUGCCAAGUGCGUCUGUAAUCCUGGAUUCGAGGGGGACGGAACUACUUGCAGUCCAAUUGAUGCCUGCAGCGAUCACUCGGAGUGCGGACAGAACGAGAUAUGCUCCUACAACCCAUCAAAAUCCCGUUACGAAUGCACAUGCAAUCCCGGAUUUGAUAUGGUGAAUGGCCAAUGUGCAGUGGCUGAUUGCUCCACCAAUCCAUCACAAUGUCACGUCAAUGCUCAGUGUAUAACAACAAUUGGUGAAGGUUACAAGUGCGUCUGCAUGCCGGGAUUCCACGGUGAUGGAAUAAACCAGUGUGUUGAGGAUCACAUUGGUUGCAAUGUCGUCAAUAAUUGCGGAAGUAACGCUGUCUGCGGGUACAAUCAGACGUCGGCUAAUUAUGCCUGCAUGUGUUUGCCGGGAUUUUAUGGGGAUGGAUUCAUAUGCAAACCCCAAGCAUCGUGUCGUCAAAAUCCCGAAUACUGCUCGCGAGAAGCCACGUGUUUACCGGUAACGCCAAGCCACUUUGCCUGCGUCUGCAAGGAGGGCUUUCACGGUGACGGGGUGGAGUGCAAACCCAAGCCCAAACACGCCGCCAACUUUUUGCUGGUCAAUCAGGGUAUGGCCAACCUCAGGAUCCCCUACUUCCCGACCGCAGUUUAUCCAGGAUCUCCCAUAAACCUGGCUUACUCGCAGAUGGCCAUUGCCAUCGACAUCGAUUGCCCGAAUGGAACGGCGUACUCCAGUGAUAUAACUGGAGCGAAGAUAAUCUCCCUCACAUACAACGGUUCGUCAGUCCAAACCUUCAUGACUGACGUCAGCAGCCCCGAAGGGAUCUCGAUCGACUGGGUAUCUCGCAACCUCUUCUGGACGGACUCUGGAAGAGGAACAAUCGAGGUGGCGAGUUUAGAAACGAAGAAGCGAAAGGUCCUCAUAUCGGAGGGUCUCGUGAACCCCCGGGGCAUCGCGGUCCACCCGUACCGGGGGAAAAUCUUCUGGUCCGACUGGAACCGCAUGACCCCGAAAAUCGAGUGGUCCAACGAGGACGGCACGCAGAGGGAGGUGUUCCUCCAGGGGGAAAGCGUCAAACUCCCGAAUUCCUUGGCGAUAGACUGGACAACUGACGAGUUGUGCUGGGCUGACGCAGGAACUUUCACGAUCAGCUGUACUCCUAUUGACAAUAAACGAGUCCACGUUAUCGAGAAGGAUCUGGCUUAUCCCUUCGGCCUAGCUAUUUCCGCCGAUAAUUAUUACUGGACAGACUGGAAAACGCAUAAAAUUGAGGCGAUAUCAAAGCACACAAGUGAAAGAUUGAAAUCCCUGCCAAUUCCCCCUGGUGGCAGUGGAAAAUUGUACGGAAUCACUUCAGUACCUGAGCAAUGCCCUCGACUAUCGAAUGUCUGUCAAUACGAGAACGGCCGCUGCCACAAGGACCAGCUGUGCUUGCCGGACGGGCGAGGAGGUAGAACCUGUGCCUGUGCAGACAACACCACUGGGCCCUGCACCGAGUCUCGAUCGUAGUUCGGCCAUUUCCACUGACGCGCGGCAAACCCGUGCGCCACAAAACAAAAAUCAUUACGAACUCGUUAUCGUAGACUAGUAUAAUGAUAAAAGUAUACUAACAUCUCUGAUAUCCACUACCGAGUGUAAUCAUAACUUCAUUAUUAUAUUCUGUUCAAUGACUUUUUAAGCUAAUUAUAGUUAUCGAAUCAUCGAGUCUCUUUGUAACGAGAGCCCCAUUUUGUAUGUUCAGUUCCAGAUAAAUAAAAUAUUUUUUACUCCUAA